CCCUCCCUCCCCUGCCCCCAGUGAGCAUGGCUGUUCUAGGACGGGGGGUGUCUGUAUUAGUCCCAAGGUCCACCGCAUCGGUGUCCCCCUGACAGAAUGGGACCCAGAAGCUAGUUGCAGGUUGGACUUGACUGCUCAGUUCAUUCCCCAGAACAGCUCGGAAGGAAAGAUCUAAUGCCCGGCCUCUCUCCGCAGCCAUGUCUGAGCUCAGUGACGAGGCCAGCGAGCCAGAGCUGCUGAACUGCAGCCUGUCCAUGUGGCAUGGGUCAGGGGCCCAGGUCAGCCGGGAGGAGCUGGACGUGCCCCUGGAUCUUCACACGGCUGCGUCCAUCGGCCAGUAUGAGGUGGUGAAGGAGUGUGUGCAGAGGGGAGAGUUAGAUUUGAAUAAGAAGAAUGGUGGUGGCUGGACUGCAUUGAUGUAUGCCUCCUACAUUGGACACGAUACCAUUGUGCACCUGCUGCUUGAAGCAGGGGUGAGUGUGAAUGUGCCAACCCCGGAAGGGCAGACUCCACUGAUGCUGGCCUCCAGCUGUGGCAACGAGAGCAUCGCCUACUUUCUCCUCCAGCAAGGGGCGGAGCUCGAGAUGAAAGAUAUUCAGGGCUGGACUGCUCUCUUCCACUGCACCAGUGCUGGGCACCAGCAGAUGGUCAAGUUCCUCUUGGAUAAUGGAGCGAAUGCCAAUGUCAGGGAGCCUGUGUGCGGACUCACCCCUUUGAUGGAAGCCGCUGCUGCGGGCCAUGAGAUCAUUGUGCAGUAUUUUCUGAAUCACGGAGUCCAACUGGACACAAGAGACCACAAUGGAGCCACAGCCCGCAUGCUUGCCCGGCAGAAUGGGCAUAUGAAGAUUGUGGCCUUGAUGGACACUCACUCGUCUGCUCUACCCAAGAGCCUCUACCGGAGCCCAGAGAAAUAUGAAGAUCUGAGCUCUUCGGAUGAAUCCUGCACCAUUCCUCAGCGGCAGCGGCCUUCCCGUAGGAAAGGCCUCAGCAUCCAUGAGGGCCCGCGGGCCUUGGCUCAGAUCACGGCCAUCGGCCUGGGUGGCAGGGCCCCACAGCCCCGCCAUGAGCAGGGGCCUCCCCAGGGCUAUCUUACCUUCUCCAGCGGCGGGGAGAACCCCCCAGAGGGGGAGGGCCUUUGCUACCGGGACGUCACCUCCCCCAUCAACGACCGGGAUGUGGAGAGCAGCAGCAGCAGCAGCCGAGAGGAGCAGGCGUUCUGUGCCCAGCUUGGGGCCAUGCGCAGCAGCAGCAGCAGCAGCGAGGGCCUGAGAGCCCCAGGACUCAGCAGUGAAGCCUCCCUGGAGAGCAAUGAGGAUUCAGACCAUGCACAGCAGAGCUUGGCUCGCAAACAAACUAAGAGCCACAUCAAGACUAAGAGUCGCUACAGUAAUAGCGACAGUUACUGGACUUCCAGCAUGGGGACUGCCGGGGCCACCUGUUCCCCAGGACUGACCCCACACAUGGAGAGGGCACCUCACUCAGGACAGCAGGACCUGGCCUCGCUGCUGGAGCAGAUCGGCUGCCUCAAGUACCUGCGGCUGUUUGAGGAGCAAGAUGUGGACCUGCGCAUCUUCCUCACCCUCACUGAGAGUGACCUGAAGGAGAUUGGUGUCACGCUGUUUGGACCUAAAAGGAAGAUGACCUCUGCCAUUGCCCGCUGGCACAGCAGCGCACGCCCCCCCAGCGACGCCCUGGAGCUGGCCUAUGCUGACCGACUGGAAGCUGAGAUGCAGGAACUCGCCAUCCAGCUACAUAAGCGCUGCGAGGAGGUGGAGGCCAUGCGGGGCCAGGUGUCCCAGGAGCAGGAGCUGCGGGCUGUGGUGGAGAGCUGCCUGCUUGAGCAGGACAGUGCCCGCAAGGACAUGCAUGCCCGACUGCAGGAGACCUGGGCACUGGCCCACGACGCUGCCCUCAUCCUAGACCAGCUGCGAGCUUGUCAGGACGAGCUGUCAGGCCGUGUGAGGCAGGAGCAGACUCCAAGCAAGGUCCCCCUGGGACCAGCCCUCCCUGCUGCUGAGUCCAAGGGCUGGCGAACCUCCCUACAGGCCCUGAGCCUUCCUGAACUGGCGGGAGUUUUGGAGGACCGUGUGCGCGAAAUGGGGCACGUGCUGUAUUCUGUGACCCAGAGUCUGGAGAAGCUGCAGGUGCUUAACGGGAAGGAGACGUAGCGAGAGCCAGGAGGGCCGAACUGACGUCGGGUGACCAAUCCACCCUGAAGUUGUGCCAAGAGACAGCAGGCCAGGGAACAGGGGCUGCCAAGCCCAGGCCGCAAGCAGGGCCAGAGCACCAGACCGAGGAGCAGCAGAUGGAGGCAGGCCGAGGGCGGCGGCCCCUGCCCGGGGCAGCUCGGGCGUCAUGAGGCAAGAUGGGGCCACUCACCCAGCACUUGGUGGUAAGGCCCGAAACAGCAGGCCUUGGGAGAGACAGCAUGUCUCGGCACACGCACACCUCACAGUGAGGUCUGACCUGGGGGUGAGGUACAGCUGGGGCAUCCAGAGGAAACCCAUCAGUUGGAAAAUAAAGUUAACAUCGUUGG
Messenger RNA from Ochotona curzoniae (black-lipped pika), 2536 nucleotides. RefSeq names its product ankyrin repeat and sterile alpha motif domain containing 3 (gene ANKS3). The coding region runs from base 198 to 2168 and encodes 656 amino acids. Gene Ontology annotation, molecular function: protein binding. The record is from RefSeq and is a predicted model, not a curated record. Gene Ontology annotation, cellular component: cilium. The transcript is spliced from 16 exons. Lineage: Eukaryota; Metazoa; Chordata; Mammalia; Lagomorpha; Ochotonidae.